Molecule: messenger RNA, 1840 nt
Organism: Theobroma cacao (cacao)
Lineage: Eukaryota; Viridiplantae; Streptophyta; Magnoliopsida; Malvales; Malvaceae
Product: squalene monooxygenase SE1-like
Biological process (GO): sterol biosynthetic process
Cellular component (GO): membrane; endoplasmic reticulum
Molecular function (GO): squalene monooxygenase activity; flavin adenine dinucleotide binding
Source: RefSeq, a predicted model, not a curated record
UUCAGUUCUCGAGAAGAUGGUUUGCCAAUAUCUACUGGGAGCAAUUCUGGCUUCUGUUUUGGGUCUUGUUUUGCUAUACAAGAAAAUUCAGAAGCAGACCGUUUUUUCUUCAAAGAAAAUUCAGAAGGAGACAUUUUCAAUGAGCUCUGAUAAUGGAUUACCCCGUGACUCAGAGAUAGGUAGGAGUGCAGAUAUAAUCAUUGUUGGGGCAGGGGUUGCUGGUUCUGCUCUUGCUUACACUCUUGGGAAGGAUGGACGCCAAGUGAAAGUGAUUGAGAGAGACUUGACUGAACCUGAUAGAAUUGUUGGAGAACUUCUACAACCUGGAGGUUACCUGAAAUUGAUGGAGUUGGGGCUUGAGGAUUGUGUGAAUGAGAUUGAUGCUCAGCGCGUGUUUGGAUAUGCUCUGUUUAAGGAUGGGAAAAGCACCAAACUAUCAUAUCCCUUGCAACAUUUCGAAUCAGAUGUUGCAGGGAGAAGCUUCCAUAAUGGACGUUUCAUUCAAAGAAUGAGAGAAAAAGCAUCAACCCUUCCCAAUGUGAAACUAGAACAAGGAACUGUCACAUCUCUAAUUACUGAGAAGGGAACUGUUAAAUGGGUGCAGUACAAAACCAAGAAUGGUCAACAGCUGAUCGCUAAAGCUCCCCUUACAAUUGUAUGUGAUGGAUGCUUCUCAAAUUUGAGGCGCUCUCUCUGCAAUCCAAAGGUUGACAUCCCUUCUUGUUUUGUUGCUAUGGUCCUGGAGAACUGUAAGCUUCCGUAUGCAAAUCACGGACACGUUAUUUUGGCAGAUCCUUCUCCCAUCCUGUUUUAUCCUAUUAGUAGCACAGAGGUUCGUUGUCUGGUUGAUGUACCUGGACAAAAUGUUCCCUCAGUCUCUAAUGGCGAAAUGUCCCAUUUCUUGAAAACUGAGGUGGCUCCUCAGAUCCCCCCUGAGCUAUACAAUGCUUUCAUAUCUGCAAUCGAUAAGAGAAACAUAAGAACGAUGCCUAACAGAAGCAUGCCUGCUGCUCCCUAUCCAACUCCGGGUGCACUGUUGAUGGGAGAUGCAUUUAACAUGAGGCAUCCUUUGACCGGUGGAGGAAUGACUGUGGCACUCUCUGAUAUCGUUGUCUUAAGAGACCUCCUUAGACCUCUCCGCGAUCUAAAUGAUGCAUCUGCCUUGUGCAAAUAUCUGGAAUCCUUCUACACUCUACGUAAGCCAACAGCAUCUACCAUAAAUACAUUAGCCGGUGCCCUCUAUAAGGUGUUUAGCGGAUCAUCCGACCCAGCAAGGAGAGAAAUGCGCAAAGCAUGCUUCGAUUAUUUAAGCCUUGGCGGUGUUUUUUCAAAUGGACCAAUAGCUUUACUCUCUGGCAUGAAUCCUCGGCCAUUGAACCUGAUCCUACACUUCUUCGCUGUGGCUAUAUAUGGCGUUGGGCGCUUACUGCUUCCAUUUCCUUCGUUCAAACGCCUUCUACUUGGUGCUAGAUUAAUUUCGGGAGCAUCAAGCAUCAUUUUCCCUAUACUCAAGGCUGAAGGAGUUAGACAGGUGUUCUUCCCUGUAACCAUACCAGCUUAUUACAGAGUUCCUCCGGUUCAUCUAUGAGAACAGGAAACACAAGCAGGAUUGCAUUUUAGAACCAGCAAAUUCUUUUAUAUGAGUUAAUUUUUUGAAUUUUUAUUUGUAGCAUACCAUCUCUUGUCAAGAAAGAAGAGAGAUGAGGAUCCGUAACAGUGACCAAAAAAUCCUGUUCAAUUUCACUGCUAGUUCUAGAUUUGUAGGAUUUAAAGCUGUUGAGUAGCUUCUGAACUAUCCAAGUUGCAAAAUUUUCAUAGUAAAUGGAGUUAAUUUCCAGUA